This is a messenger RNA of Fulvia fulva, 1623 nucleotides long. RefSeq lists its product as uncharacterized. Bases 1 to 1623 code for a protein of 540 amino acids. NCBI's taxonomy places the organism in Eukaryota, Fungi, Ascomycota, Dothideomycetes, Mycosphaerellales, Mycosphaerellaceae. The transcript is spliced from 3 exons. The record is from RefSeq and is a predicted model, not a curated record.
AUGGAGACGACAUUCAUCUCGAUCCACGACCUUACCGACAAUGCCACCAUACUGUACUCUUCAGAUUCUGUGGUCGACAUCCUGGGCUACACCCCAGAUGAGAUUGUCAACCGCUCAGCUUGGGAAUUCUUCUCACUAGAUGAGCUGCCCUUCGCCAAAGACUUCUACCAGAAGCGCGUAGCCACCGACAAAGCUGCUGUCCUGGGCUACUGCCGUGUCAAGGAUAGCCAUGGCAAUUACGUUGGCUGCGAGUGCUGUUUCACCAUCGUGUACGAUGUCAUGGUCGUGUGUACCAGUAUCUACCGACGAGGACUACAAGCCGACAAGCGAGCCGCCGAAGCCCCGGUGGUGCGACGCAUGUUCUCAUCGUCACCCAAAGAUCCACGAUACCACAUGUUGUCACAUCUAUCCACCAAGUUCUCCCAAGCAUCGAAGAACCAGGAUCACGAACCUCGCGCAGCUCUGUUCCUGAAUCGAUUCACUCGGACACUGACCAUCAUGUACGCCACCAGUGGUUUGCAGGAUGUCAUUGGCAUCCCCGCUGAGACGAUGCGUGGACGAAGCUUCUAUUACUGCAUCUCCGAGAACUGUUUGCCAGAUGCCGUCAAAUGCUUGGAGAACGCCAAAGGCAACGACUCAAUAGCCUAUCUUCGCUUCUGGUUCCGUGACCCGCGCAUUGACGACGAUGAUCCAGCGGUGACCGAGUCUGAGGACAGCGAUGAGGAGAUGACCACAGACACGAGUGUGGAUGGAGGUGUCAACCUCGGAGGCGAGCCCACAUCACCUGGUGCUGCGAUGGACAUCGAUAGCGACGAGUCCAAAUACGGCUCUAGGCAUUCGUCGGGGGACUCGACACGCGGACCUGACACACACGAGGCCAUCUUUGGUGAAGCUAGGCGUGCUGAAUCAUCGACUUCGUCUCUAGCAGCGUCGCCAGAACGCGGAAGAAACUCGCCGACGAGGGCACAGGAGGACCACAUCGAGCUCGAGGCAGUCAUUUCGUGCACAUCAGAUGGCCUGGUAGUUUGCUUGAGGAAGGCACGACCGAUGAUUCCACACCCAACGCAACGUCCAGCGCGUCCCGUCUACGAGCGUGGUCUGUUCGCAGCACCUUGGGCAUCAGAGCCAGUCCUGCCACCUCUGGAAACUAGAGGUGCCGCUGGCUUUGGAUCAUCUUUCGCACCCUCGCUUGGGCCACACGGCGCGCGUCGCAGCAGCAAUGUGGCCACUGCGCAUGGUAACGGCAAAGCUCCCGAGCAGUCCGACUUCAUGAACGCGAUCCGCGAGCAAGCCAUUUUCGCCUGGGCGCUGACCGGCAUCAAUGGUUCACUCGCCGAGUACGGACAAGGUCGACCAUCUGGCGAAUCGUUGCCUCACGAUGGCCUGCCCGUGUGGGCUAGUGAUCCACGCUACGCAAGCGAUAGUGAUCGUGGCAGCAGUGACUAUCGCAGCGGCUCAGACUUACCUGAGCCGAACAAGAUCGAUGGCCGCUCAGCAGGACCUCACAUCUUCGGCGACCCUGGGCUUGGGAGGAACAGUAACCACAGCAGCCUUGGUGUGGGUAGCGGCACCAACAGCGCCAACCAUAGCUCCAAUGGCACUCCAUAUACUGGCCCUCGCUGA